UAUAGCACUUUCGAUAUUUGUCACACACAUUUUAUAGUUUUUGUAUAGAAAUUGAUAGUUUAUGUCAACUUUUUAGGAUAUUUCCAAAUUUUAAAUUGAAAUGCUGCUGAGCCAUGAGCUCCUUGGCCAGCAGUUGCGACAGCUCUACGUUAGGGAAUGGGAGCCCUACGCACCCAGGCAGUUGUCAAGCCACAACUCAGCUUAUACCAUUCUACAGAGCCAUCGCCACUGCUGGCAACGUGUGAGACAACAUGAGGUACGCUAUUCAGGUGGUGAGGAGCAAGACAAGUUGGAUAGCCAGGGCAGCAACUGUACCGUCGUUGUGCCCCUAUUUAAUAUGUGGAUGCGACUGCAUUCCAUUAAGCCCAGCUCGACGAUCAUCAAUCCACUGAAUGGUGUAUGCCGCCUUCAAUUGGAGCGACAGCCUCUGCAACAGAACCUAUGCUGGGUCAUCUCAAUACUGUGGAACAAAUUCUAUCAAAGGGUUUUCAGCACAGCUCAAUUCGUGGAUGCAGCGACACAAACGCUGAACCGCAAACAGGCUAAGGCUAAUAGGAAGCAGAAUUGGUGGCAAAACUUGGCCCUGAGAUUUCAAGGGAUAACCAAAAAACUGGAACAAGCACUUAUUCCAGGGAGUCCAGGGCUUAGCUAUGCAUACCAAUCGGCUGCUUUGGAGUUAAUAGACUUAAUGCUUAUUAGCACGGAGAUAAAUUAUGUUCUCGUUGACUUUAUUGUAAAUAACGAUGAUCAACUGAAGGAAAUAUUCCAAAAAGAAGAGGACCAGCUUGUAUCAGAAAGUAAAUAAAACAUUUUCAUGCACA
This is a messenger RNA of Drosophila hydei, 821 nucleotides long. RefSeq lists its product as uncharacterized. The transcript has 2 exons. The coding region runs from base 101 to 805 and encodes 234 amino acids. Lineage: Eukaryota; Metazoa; Arthropoda; Insecta; Diptera; Drosophilidae. The record is from RefSeq and is a predicted model, not a curated record.